Molecule: messenger RNA, 1845 nt
Organism: Onychostruthus taczanowskii (white-rumped snowfinch)
Lineage: Eukaryota; Metazoa; Chordata; Aves; Passeriformes; Passeridae
Gene: STIP1
Product: stress induced phosphoprotein 1
Exons: 13
Molecular function (GO): Hsp90 protein binding
Source: RefSeq, a predicted model, not a curated record
UUUCCACUCCGUUCCGUGUCCCGCUCCCUGUCCCGUUCCUGUCCCGUUCCUUGUCCCGUUCUCUCUCCCGUCCCUGUCCCGUUCCCGGUGCGCUCCCCGCAGGCUCAGGAGCUGAAGGAGCGGGGGAACCGGGCUCUGGCGGCGGGGGACGUGGGGGCGGCCGUGGGGCACUACUCGGCCGCCAUCGCCCGGGACCCCAACAACCACGUCCUGUUCAGCAACCGCUCCGCCGCCUACGCGCGCCUCGGCGACUACAGCCGGGCCCUGGCCGAUGCCUGCCGCACGCUGGAGCUGCGGCCCGACUGGGCCAAGGGGUAUUCGCGGAAGGCGGCGGCUCUGGAGUUCCUGCAGCGCCUGGAGGAGGCCAAGGCCACCUACGAGGAGGGGCUGGCUCGGGAGCCGGGCAACGAGCAGCUCCUGCAGGGCCUGCGCGGGGUGGAGGCCAGGCUGGCGGAGCGGAAGCUGCUGAACCCCUUCAGCGCCCCCGACCUCCUGGCGCGGCUCGAGGCCGACCCCCGGACGCGGGGGCUGCUGGGGGACCCCGAGUACCGGCGGCUGCUGGAGACCCUGCGCAGCGACCCCGGGCAGCUCGGGGCGUCAGUGAGGGGGAGGGGGGCUCCAGCCCCCUCUCAGCCCCCCCCGACCGAGGAGCUCCCCCAAAACAAGCAGGAGGCCCAGAAGGAGAAGGAGCUGGGCAAUGCCGCCUACAAGCGCAAGGAGUUCCCGGCGGCGCUGGAGCACUACACCCGCGCCGAGCAGCUGGACCCCACCAACAUGACCUACGUCACCAACCAAGCAGCCGUGUACUUCGAGACGGGCGAGUACGAGCGGUGCCGGGCGCUGUGCGAGCGCGCCAUCGAGGUGGGCCGGGAGAACCGUGAGGAUUACAGGCAGAUUGCCAAGGCGUACGCGCGGAUCGGGAACUCGUAUUUCCGCGAGGAGCGCUACAAGGACGCCGUGCACUUCUACAACAAAUCCCUGGCCGAGCACCGCACGCCCGACGUGCUCAAGAAGUGUCAGCAGGCUGAGAAGAUCCUGAAGGAGCAGGAGCGCUUGGCCUACAUCGACCCCGACCUGGCGCUGGAGGAGAAGAACAAAGGCAACGAGUGCUUCCAGCGAGGGGAUUACCCCCAGGCCAUGAAGCACUACAGCGAGGCCAUCCGGCGCAACCCGCACGAGGCGCGGCUCUACAGCAACCGCGCCGCCUGCUACACCAAACUGCUCGAGUUCCCCCUCGCCCUCAAGGACUGUGAGGAGUGCAUCCGCCUGGAGCCCACCUUCAGAGGCGGCCGAGGGGCUGCGGCGCUGCGUGCGGGGGCAGCAGCAGCGCUCGGAGCCCCAUGUCCCCGUGUCCCCUGUGUCACUCUGUGCCCCCCCAUGCCCCCCUGUCCCACCAUGUCCCCUGUGUCACCGUGUCCCCUGUGUCCCCAGGAGGCGGCCGAGGGGCUGCGGCGCUGCGUGCGGGGGCAGCAGCAGCGCUCGGAGCCCCCCGAGGAGCUGCGGCGCCGGGCCCUGGCGGACCCCGAGGUGCAGCAGAUCAUGGGGGACCCGGCCAUGAGGCUCAUCCUGGAGCAGAUGCAGAAGGACCCGCAGGCCCUGAGCGAGUCAGUGACACCGGGGGGGGGACACCGGGGGGACACCGGGGGUCCCCAGGGCCGGGUGACCAAGACCAAGGACGGCCACGAGGUCAGGACGUGCAAAGUGGCCGACAAGACCGGCAGCAUCAACAUCUCCGUGUGGGACGAUGUGGGCAACCUCAUCCAGCCUGGGGACAUCAUCCGCCUCACCAAGGGCCCCCCCCCCACGAGGAUUUGGGGGUCCAAGCCCCCUCCCACAAAUAUUUGA